UCAAUAUUUUCUUUGGUACCUUUUGAAAAAACACCAGCCAUUGGCGAAAAGGUUUUAGCCACUGAAAACCAACAUUCAUCAUCCCACAAAAUCUUCAUUCCUCUUCGAUUCUCCGCAAAUCUCUUCUCAUUUCCCACCGUUAGUAAUCCCCUCUCUCGCUCUCUCUCUCUCUCUCCAUCGAAUUCGAAAAGCGUGUGUCUCAAACCCUAACGUGGCAAUUAGGGUUUUGUUUCUCGAUCUGCUAACCGUUUUAGCCGUAGAAACCUGGAGAUUUCUACUCCUUUUGAGUGCUCGAGGUAAGGAUGAAUAAUAAUGACAAAGGAGAAAAGACUUGUCCUCUAUGUGCUGAGGAGAUGGACUUGACUGACCAGCAUCUCAACCCUUGCAAAUGUGGUUACCAGAUAUGUGUUUGGUGUUGGCAUCAAAUUAUAGAGAUGGCUGAGAAAGAUAAGACAGAGGGACGCUGUCCUGCAUGUCGAACUCCUUAUGAUAAGGAAAAGAUUGUUGGAAUGACUGCUAGCUGUGAAAGUUUGGUUGCUGAACUUAACAAUGACCGGAAAAAAUCACAGAAGGCCGCCAAGCCUAAAGCUGCUUCUGAGGGAAGGAAAGAUCUAACUGGUGUGAGAGUCAUCCAAAGAAACUUGGUUUAUGUUAUGAGCUUGCCUUUCGAUCUGGCAGAUGAAGAUCAGCGUUUUCAGAGGAGAGAAUACUUUGGUCAAUAUGGGAAAGUGGUGAAGGUAGCAAUGUCUCGAACGCAAGCAGGGGAUAUCCAACUAUUUCCAAACGAUUCCUGCAGUGUAUAUAUUACUUACUCCAAAGAGGAGGAAGCUAUUCGAUGUAUCCGAUCAGUGCAUCAGUUUGCUUUGGAUGGUAGAAUCCUCAAGGCAUGUUUUGGGACCAUGAAGUACUGUCAUGCGUGGUUAAGAAACAUGCCUUGUAACAAUGCAGAAUGCCUUUACUUGCAUGAGAUCGGCGCCCCAGAGGAUAGUUUCACAAAAGAUGAAACCGUAUCAGUGCACAUGAAGGAAAUUAUUAAAGAAAUUACUGGUGCGGUGGCUAAUUUUCCGCGGCGUUCUGGAUAUAUGUUACCUCCACCAGCGGAUGAUUUUGUUGAUAGACACAUUCCGAAAUGUGUUCCGAAUAAUCCACAGAGUGUUGCUAAAACUUCUCGCCCAAAUAGUAGCAACGGCCGAUCUGUUACUCUACCUGCUGGAGCCUUGUGGGGAAUGCAUGCUUCAAGCCAGUCUUCGGUACCGAAUACACCAUGCUCUGGGGAACCCUUAAGAGAUAAAGCAGCCACAGAUGAUAAUCUUACUCCAUAUGGCAAUGCCUUGAAACUGCCAGAACCAUUGAAUAGCCAGGCUGAUUUUCCAGAGCUUUCUUUGGUUAAUAGGCCCCAGACCAGUAAUAGUAAGGCAUUAGUUUCUGCAAAUGUGGAUAAUACUAGAGCUGUUAGUGUGCCAUCAGCUUGCACAGAAUUUCCAGAGCCUACUUCUAGAGGUAUACAGAGUGUCUGCAGCGAGGCUGUGUCAGUGGAUGCAGAUAGUGUUGUGGAUGGCUAUGGGGGGAUAAAAAGGUCCGACAGUUCAGAUGUUGAUCAAGCUUCGUCUCAUACAGAAGUGUCCCGAGACUCUCUACAGCAUUUCGUCGAUGAAACUAGAGAAGUGCGGCCAUUAAAGAAGACAAAUGAAGUGCUUGUUGUCCCAAGAGAAGAAGUUAAUGCAGGCAGUGCUUUGAGGUCUCCAUUGGUAACAGAUAUAUCAUCUUUCAUUAGAGAAAGACUCAAGGAUCCUGAAGUUUUUAGCUGUCAGCCCAAUAAAUCUGGUUUCCUACGCACUAUGCCGCCUUCUUCAUCCCAGUAUGAUGAAACCAGGAGUCUGUUUGGAUCCUCCUCGGCUGAAAGCAGAGGAAUUAAUAUAGCUUCCAUCUCACAUGGAUAUAACGAGAUGCCACAGAGCGAGCCCAGUCGUUUAAAUGGCAGUCUUAAUCAUUCUAUGGGUUUUCCUGAUAGAGGAAGGGAGAGACCAUCAGAUGGAAACUCUAGGAGUGAAAUAGAUGACAGGAUUGCAAAUAUAUUGUCGUUAGAUCUUGAUGAAUACUUGACAUCAACUCAUAACUUGUCGAAGCAACAACAGCUAGCCAGUUCCUGCGAAGUUAAGAACAGUCAAUCCCGGUUUUCUUUUGCAAGGCAAGAUGAAGCAAAGGAUCAAGCUUUUGGAUCAUAUAACGUCUUCAACCAUGGCAGUGACUUGUACAAGACUUCUUCAGAACAACAGAGUUCUGAUUUGGAUAUGAUUGGGAUGUAUAAUGGUAUUUCAUCAAGUUAUCUCAAAGAAAUGGAUCAUGUCACGCAGAACUCAGCUUUGCCCUCGUCUUAUAAACCUCCUUCUGUUCCAAGAUGUCCGGUUACAGCGCCACCUGGAUUUUCAGUUGCAAGUCGACCUCCUCCUCCUCCAGGCUUUGCGUCAAAUGGGAGAGAACAUCAGGCAUUUAAUGGCUUUUCAGGAAACCAUCGUUAUUCUGACUCACCAGUGUACAUAAACUCAUAUCAUCAGUCACUUCCAACGGAAAACAAUGGUGGUGUCAGAGAUGUUCAGUUUAUGGAUCCUGCGAUUAUGGCUGUAGGUCAAGGCUUUGAGAAUCCAAGCCUAGAUUACCGAUCAAACUUUCAGGGAAACACAAACAUGUUUGCAAAGGAGGCAAAGUUUCAACAGCAACAGGCAGUGCAGUCUUCGCAUCAAAACUGUAGACUCACCGACUCUUUAGGAAUGGUGGCAUCAAGGUUUAUAGAUCAAUCUCAAGGGAGUAGCAACAUACUAUCUAGGAACAUGGGCUUGCCUAAUGGCCAGUGGGAUGGGUUGAGCAACGAGAUCCAAAGUCUAAACAGGCUCCAGAAUGAGAGGUUUACUGGGUCAACUAAUCGGAUGAUGAAUGGUUACAAUGGGACUUUCAGGAUUUAG
This is a messenger RNA of Brassica oleracea var. oleracea, 2960 nucleotides long. RefSeq lists its product as uncharacterized. The transcript has 13 exons. Gene Ontology annotation, molecular function: RNA binding; ubiquitin-protein transferase activity. The record is from RefSeq and is a predicted model, not a curated record. Lineage: Eukaryota; Viridiplantae; Streptophyta; Magnoliopsida; Brassicales; Brassicaceae. Gene Ontology annotation, cellular component: CCR4-NOT complex. The coding region runs from base 303 to 2960 and encodes 885 amino acids. Gene Ontology annotation, biological process: protein ubiquitination.